This is a messenger RNA of Aspergillus tubingensis, 552 nucleotides long. Its product is annotated as fumarate reductase 2. The transcript has a single exon. The coding region runs from base 1 to 552 and encodes 183 amino acids. The record is from RefSeq and is a predicted model, not a curated record. Lineage: Eukaryota; Fungi; Ascomycota; Eurotiomycetes; Eurotiales; Aspergillaceae.
AUGGUAGCUUCCUCAAUCAAUAGAUCGAAAUUAGUGGGUGGCGGAAAACUCAGCAGCUUCCCCACAACGGACCAAACAACCGUGUUGCUGUGGUACCACGAGCCAAGUCGCCGUGAUACACAGAGCUCUGUAGUCAGUCCGAUUGACAAUGGGCGAAUCAAUCCUGGACUCUUCUCCAGCGUCAACGCUAGAGAGACAGCCAGAGUCGUGAGUGGCCCAGCCCUGUCGCGGAGGCAGCCAAAUGUGGCUCAAGAGGGCGAGGGUCAGCCACACCGGCGGUGGGCUGAUUUUAGUGGCAGAGCGAAGCACAAAUCACCAUUUGAGCCGGCGAAGAUCGGCCCCAUCGCGUCGAUCCCCUGCAUCCUGUCGGUCAAGGGCCCUAUGCCAGUCUCUGCCCACUUCCUGGCCUUGCUUGGCCUGCCGGCAUUCACAUCUUGGGCAUCCAGUAUCCCCCUCCUCACUGACGUAGGUGGUGUGACGAAACUUGGCCUUAGCAUCUCUCUGUCGUCAGAUCUAGACUUCUCUAGUGUCAGUCGGCAGCCCGGUUCGUAA